AUGAUUUGCAGAAGCUGCCGGACCACCAUGCUGUCUCGGCUACAACAGACGCAUGCCGUGUCAUGGACCGCAUCAACAGCUGCUCGCCAAUUGCCUACUGUGCGCACUCAAUUCCGAUUCUACAGUGACAACGCUGCGACUCCUCCUCCAUCCACCAUCUCCUCCGCGACCCCCGGUGUCUCCCAGCCUUUGAGUACCCCAGAGGGUGUUCAAACCGAUGCGAAACCCAGCAAUUCUACCAAGCCCGUUCUCGAGCGCCCGCCGAGUAGCUGCCCGGCUGGCACAAAGAUGAACGGUCUGAACUAUUUCAAGAACAAGCCGGAUAUUGUUGCCAAGGAGGAUUCGGAGUACCCAGACUGGCUCUGGGACCUCCUUGGGGACGCGAGCAAGCAGUCAAAGACCGACAAGGGUGGUGUUGACCCGAGCACUCUGAACAAGAAGCAACGAAAGCGCUACGAGAAGAAAUUGGCUGCUCGCACCGGACCCCUUGCCCCUAAGAUUCCCGCCCACCACCACUCUUACGAUAUCACACCCGCAUCCUACAACCGCGAUGCGCCCUCGGAAGAUGCCUUCUCCGACGCCACCGCCGGUCUCGACAAGCGCCAAGAGGUUACCAAGAGCGCCCGAGAGGCGCGACGGAAGGCUAUCAAGGAAUCCAACUUCCUGCGUGGCCUGUAA
This is a messenger RNA of Penicillium cataractarum, 678 nucleotides long. RefSeq names its product mitochondrial 54S ribosomal protein mL54. Gene Ontology annotation, cellular component: mitochondrial large ribosomal subunit. Gene Ontology annotation, molecular function: structural constituent of ribosome. The record is from RefSeq and is a predicted model, not a curated record. Bases 1 to 678 code for a protein of 225 amino acids. The transcript has 2 exons. Lineage: Eukaryota; Fungi; Ascomycota; Eurotiomycetes; Eurotiales; Aspergillaceae.